UGAUGCGCCCCAUUUGAACACCGCAUUCCAUCCCUCUCUCAGCAUUUUGGCUUUCUCACUCUACUGCCUGCUACUUCUCCAUUAAAGGUCCGAAAAGAAUGAGCAGGCCCUCCUGAUAUAAUUAUUUGGAAAGCAGAGUUUCAUGGGGUUGAUGCCGGUUAACAGGCAUCACCAGAGGCAAGCAAAUGGGACUCCCACCAAAUGGCUUACACUCUUUUGCAUCUCCUGCUUUUGCUUUGGUGCUCUGGUCGCCAACAGGAUCUGGAGCUUUCCUGAUCCUGUGAAAAUAAAUGAGAAGGCAUCUUCUAUGAAAGCAUACCAGGAGAGCGGCCUGAAUUUAAUUACUGGAUGUGAACAAAAGAAUGAAGAUACCGUUAGGACUGGAGAUAUCCUCAGUCAAGUUUCAAAGACGCAUGAUGUGAUCAUGACUUUAGACAAAACCAUCUCCACUUUAGAGAUGGAGUUAGCAGCAGCUAGAGCUGCACAAGAAAUUAAGCUUGGUGGUUCUCCAGAAGCUAUAAAGCCAGGAGUCGAACAAUCAAAGGAGCGGCAAAAGGUUUUCUUUGUCAUGGGAAUCAUUACUGCAUUCAGCAGCAGAAAGCGUAGGGACUCUAUUCGAGAAACUUGGAUGCCUCAAGGAGAAAAGCUACUCCAGUUAGAGAAAGAAAAGGGAAUUGUAAUUCGAUUUGUUAUCGGCCACAGUGCAACUCCAGGGGGUGUGCUGGACCGUGCCAUUGAGGCUGAGGAGGAGCAACAUCAGGAUUUUCUUAGGCUGAACCACAUUGAAGGGUACCAUGAAUUGUCUUCAAAGACCCAAAUAUACUUUUCAACUGCUGUUGCAAAAUGGGAUGCCGAUUUCUACAUUAAAGUUGAUGAUGAUGUACAUGUCAAUCCUGGUAUGAUGGCAUCUACACUGGCACGCCAUAGGUCAAAACCUCGUGUUUAUAUGGGCUGUAUGAAAUCUGGACCAGUUCUGGCACAAAAAGGAGUUAAGUACCAUGAACCUGAAUAUUGGAAAUUUGGUGAGGAAGGAAACAAAUAUUUUCGUCAUGCAACAGGACAACUAUAUGCGAUCUCCAAGGACCUAGCAACCUAUAUAUCAAUUAACAGACCUAUUUUACACAGGUAUGCGAAUGAGGAUGUCUCCUUGGGUUCCUGGUUUAUUGGACUGGAUGUUGAACAUAUUGAUGACCGGAGCCUCUGUUGUGGGACUCCACCAGAUUGUGAGUGGAAAGCCCAGGCUGGGAACCCAUGUGCGGCAUCCUUUGACUGGAGUUGUAGUGGGAUCUGCAAAUCAGUGGAGAGGAUGAAGGACAUCCAUGAGCGUUGCAGUGAGGGAGAUGGUGCCGUCUAGAGUGCCAUCUUAUGAUGCCUCUCUCUCUCAUGUAAUCUUUUGUGUGGAGUUGCACGUUACAGUCUGUAUUCACUCUCUUGUGGAAAGCUACAUUCCACAUUCACUCCCAUAUAACUAUAUAUGGGAAGCCACGUAAACACAUCCUCCUCACAUGUAUGUGUGAAUUUACAUUCCCCAUCCCUGGUCGGUGAAGCCCCAUUUCUGUUUUGCAUGGGAUGAACAGACUCAAGGCAUGAACGAGUUGGUCUUGCAUGGAGAGUUCCCAAUCGGGGUGUUUGUGGUUGCUGAGGGACUUGUUAUUUAACAACAUUUCAUGUGUACAGUUACAGAAAAUGAAUGGGGUGAUUUUGUUAUUUGCAGAGGCGUUCAUGAUUACAGGUUA
Messenger RNA from Amborella trichopoda, 1736 nucleotides. RefSeq names its product beta-1,6-galactosyltransferase GALT31A. NCBI's taxonomy places the organism in Eukaryota, Viridiplantae, Streptophyta, Magnoliopsida, Amborellales, Amborellaceae. The record is from RefSeq and is a predicted model, not a curated record. Gene Ontology annotation, molecular function: galactosyltransferase activity. Gene Ontology annotation, cellular component: Golgi membrane.